AUGGGGAAGAAGCUGCAUCUCAAGAAAGCUCAACAGCAUCCUGGGGAACCCUUCUUCCCGUCUGAGUUGCACCAGUUCCUUGACAGGGCGCCGCGUGAAAGCUUCUUGCCCGGUGUAGAAUGCAUGCUGGAUGACAAAGUUAUACUUGUGCGCAAGUUCUUCACAGCCGCUGUCUGUGAGCAGCUCAUCGCGCACUUUUCGCGGCCUAACGUGCUCGAGCUGUUCCACCAACGCGGCUCCCGCGACUACGCCGAGCGGCUGAAUGACAGGGCAUCCGUUACCGACUCCGAAACCGCACUGAAGCUGUGGCGCAAGUUGCACGCCGUUCUGGCGCAAGAUCCGCAUGUGAUGCAGGACCUCCGCUUUAGUGGAGCGAAGGGCCUGAAUCCGCAAUUGCGCCUCUACCGUUACCAGAAGGGACAUCAUUUCGGGAAGCACUACGACGAGUCGGUGUCGGUCCCCGGUGCAGGGCGCACUCAAUGGACAGUGCUGAUCUACUUAUCAGGGGGCGAUUCACUGGAGGGCGGAGACACAGUCUUCUACAAGUACCAUGAACGGGGUCAUGAGGCGGUCCAUCCAAUGCCUGGUUUGGCUCUACUGCAUAAGCACGGCGAUGACUGUCUGCUACAUGAGGCGCAAAUGGUGAUGAGGGGUGUGAAGUGGGUUUUGAGAAGCGAUAUCAUCUUUUAA
This is a messenger RNA of Eremothecium gossypii ATCC 10895, 690 nucleotides long. RefSeq names its product ABR017Cp. Gene Ontology annotation, biological process: peptidyl-proline hydroxylation to 4-hydroxy-L-proline. The record is from RefSeq and is marked provisional. Lineage: Eukaryota; Fungi; Ascomycota; Saccharomycetes; Saccharomycetales; Saccharomycetaceae. Gene Ontology annotation, molecular function: L-ascorbic acid binding; procollagen-proline 4-dioxygenase activity; iron ion binding. Gene Ontology annotation, cellular component: endoplasmic reticulum. The transcript has a single exon. Bases 1 to 690 code for a protein of 229 amino acids.